UGCUUCGAACCAGCAAAUCAAAUGGUUAAAUGCGAUCCACGUCAUGGAAAAUACAUGGCCUGCUGUUUGCUGUAUAGGGGAGAUGUUGUUCCGAAGGAUGUGAAUGCAGCAAUUGGAACAAUUAAAACGAAACGUACAAUUCAAUUCGUAGACUGGUGCCCGACAGGAUUCAAAGUUGGUAUUAAUUACCAACCGCCUACAGUUGUUCCUGGAGGCGAUUUAGCGAAAGUACAGCGUGCUGUUUGCAUGAUGGCCAAUACAACAGCCAUCGCAGAAGCCUGGGCUCGCUUGGAUCACAAAUUUGAUCUAAUGUAUUCUAAACGAGCUUUCGUUCAUUGGUACGUUGGUGAAGGAAUGGAGGAAGGUGAAUUUUCUGAAGCACGUGAAGAUAUGGCAGCACUGGAAAAAGAUUUUGAAGAAAUAGGCAUGGACUCUGGAGAAGGCGAGGGCGAAGGUGAAGAAUAGUAUCCUAUAAAAUGCUAAUUAGGCGUAGAUCAUCUAACUAACUAAUUACGAGAAGGUGAAGCUGAUGUACAAUAGGAAACUGUGGUUGAAGCAAUUGCAAUCACACAUAUUAUUUACAAUUGUACGUUUAGGUAUCGAGUAUGUAAUGAGAGAAUAAAUGUGUAUUUUUAUAUUAAA
Messenger RNA from Agrilus planipennis (emerald ash borer), 642 nucleotides. Its product is annotated as tubulin alpha chain. Gene Ontology annotation, molecular function: structural constituent of cytoskeleton; GTP binding. Lineage: Eukaryota; Metazoa; Arthropoda; Insecta; Coleoptera; Buprestidae. Gene Ontology annotation, biological process: mitotic cell cycle; microtubule cytoskeleton organization. The coding region runs from base 22 to 465 and encodes 147 amino acids. Gene Ontology annotation, cellular component: cytoplasm; microtubule. The transcript has a single exon. The record is from RefSeq and is a predicted model, not a curated record.